AUGGCGUGGAGCGAGGAGCGCAACGAGUGGGCUAUCGCUGGGAGCGAGGGCGAGGGCGACGCGAUGCGGCGAAUGGGGCAGCUGGCCCUGGCGGACGUGACGCGCCUGCUGCUGGAGGGCGAUGAGAGCGAUGGGGGCGAUGCGGGCGACGUGGGUGAGGGAAAGGCGGGUGACAUGGGGGGAGGGAAGAGCGAUGGAGGAGCAGUUGAGGGCGACGAAGGGAGAAAUGAAGGCGGGCAGUGGCAUGAAGGCGAGGUACGAGGAGGAGGCGGGAGGUGCAAGGAAGGCGAAGAGGGACAGCAGGGCGAGCAGGCGCCAUGGGCGGGUGGGAGCACAGCUUGGCAGGCAGCAGCCACAGCACCCAGUCACACCAACGGCAUGGCACACUCUGCUGCCGGUGCCACGAGUGCCACUGCUCUCGCCGUUGCUGCUGAUGCUGCCCACGGGAGCAACCAAGCCACUGUGGCGGGCACGGAGCGCCCUGCUGCAGCGGUGGAGGGCAUGGCAGCAGCAGGCGGAGCGGACGACUGGCUGCAUCUGCUGCACGACGAUGCCCACUGGGAUUUGCUCCCCGCCUUCUCCCUGCCGCCCCUCGCCCUCCCUCCCCUGCAUCUGCCCGCCUGCCCUACCAUGCAUGCCCCUCCAACGCACCCUACCGUUCACAACCGCAUGGGGGUGGGGCAGCGUGGGAGUGCGGGCGAGGGCGGCCUGGGAGCGGUGGACCUCUCUCAGAUCGGCUCGUCCUGCGACCUGCUCGCCGCCGCUGGGGGCGCCCCUGCGCUGCCCACCAGCCCUGCCCUCGGCGCCGCGUGCUGCAGCCCCGAGGGCGGUGCGUGCGGGUCGGGCGUGUGGCACGCGUUGGGGGCGCGCCUGGGCUCUGGGCUGCCCAGCGACGGCAGUGGCAGUGCUGGCGCCGGAGGCAUGGGCGGUGGCACGAGGGCGAGGAGUGGUGGUGCAGGCGGCAGUGGCAGUGGCAGUGGCAGUGGGAGAGGCGGGGGCGAUGCGGAGGGAGUGGCGCGUGGCAGCGCAGCAGCAGAGGCGAUUAGCGAACGGGGUAGGGCAGCAGCAGCAUCAGUGGAGCCAGGAGGAGGCGGAGACGAGAUGGGGGAGGGCGUGGAGGGUGGGGAGCAGGGGGUGGGAGGUUGGGCGGUGGGCGACAGCGAGGUGGAGGGGCCGUUCGCUGCGGCCCUUGUGACGUGCGUCCACUGCUCCUCCCUGCUUCAGGUCGACAUACCUGCCGCCAUCCCCUUGGCGGCCAUCUGCACGCUCUUCUGCGGCCACUGCUCCGCCCUCCUCGCACUGCCCUCCACCGCCCUGCCCACCUUCACUCGCACGCGCACCUCUCGCCCGCUCACACCACCUCAUGGCGCCGGGGUGCACGUGGCAGCUGCCACUGCUGGCGGGGGGGCGAGGGGCGCCCACAGAGGUGCGCUCAGCAGUGGCGCGCCGCCAGGGGCGCUCGCCCCGCGGGCUGGUGGGCGCACUGUGCACGCGUGUGGUGGUGAGGCGGUGGCUGGUGGGCGCACUGUGCACGCGUGUGGUGGUGAGGCGGUGGCUGGUGGGCGCACUGUGCACGCGUGUGGUGGUGAGGCGGUGGCUGGUGGGCGCACUGUGCACGCGUGUGGUGGUGAGGCGGUGGCUGGUGGGCGCACUGUGCACGCGUGUGGUGGUGAGGCGGUGGCUGGUGGGCGCACUGUGCACGCGUGUGGUGGUGAGGCGGUGGCUGGUGGGCGCACUGUGCACGCGUGUGGUGGUGAGGCGGUGGCUGGUGGGCGCACUGUGCACGCGUGUGGUGGUGAGGCGGUGGCUGGUGGGCGCACUGUGCACGCGUGUGGUGGUGAGGCGGUGGCUGGUGGGCGCACUGUGCACGCGUGUGGUGGUGAGGCGGUGGCUCGUGGGCGCACUGUGCACGCGUGUGGUGGUGAGGCGGUGGCUGGUGGGCGCACUGUGCACGCGUGUGGUGGUGAGGCGGUGGCAGCGCCGGUGGACUCCGUUGACCGCACGUGGCGCGACGGCAGCCCCACAGCCACAGCGGGCGACAGCGCCGGGCUGGCACGCACGCCGCGCCGCGUGCUGCCUGCUGUGCUCCGCGGGGCGGUGGCACCGGUGGGGAGUGGCAAGCGCGGCCAGCUGGCUGCUGCUAGGGAGAUGGGGAAGCAGGAGGGCAUGCACCAUGAGGUACGUGGCUGGAGGGCAUGCACCAUGAGUCGUUCUCAUCGGCCCCUCGUCCAAUCCCCCCUGCAGCCACUCCCCCCGCGCAUGCACCUGCCCGCUGCGCCCCCCUGUGCGACCGGGCUGCUGCACCCCUCCCUGCCGCUCACGACGGCCCUCCUCACCGUCGCUGCUGACUCGCCAGAGGCGGCACCGGGCAGCGAUGGAGGGGUGGGCAGCGAUGGAGGGGUGGGCGGGGCGGGGAGUGCGGCGGAGAGCAAGAGGGCGCAGCGGGCGCUGAGGAAGCGCAAGCGAGCCGCCACUCUCACUGGUACGCCCACCCGCCACUCUCACUGGUACGCCCACCCGCCACUCUCACUGGUACGCCCACCCGCCACUCUCACUGGUACGCCCACCCGCCACUCUCACUGGUACGCCCACCCGCCACUCUCACUGGUACGCCCACCCGCCACUCUCACUGGUACGCCCACCCGCCACUCUCACUGGUACGCCCACCCGCCACUCUCACUGGUACGCCCACCCGCCACUCUCACUGGUACGCCCACCCGCCACUCUCACUGGUACGCCCACCCGCCACUCUCACUGGUACGCCCACCCGCCACUCUCACUGGUACGCCCACCCGCCACUCUCACUGGUACGCCCACCCGCCACUCUCACUGGUACGCCCACCCGCCACUCUUGCUCGUGCCUCUUUCUCCCGUCUGCACGUUCCAGCAGCUCGUGUUCACUUUCCCUCGCUGCAUGCCCGGCACGUGUACCCGUUCAUGCCAUUGCAUGUGCACCCUCUCAUGGCAUGUGCACCCUCUCAUGGCAUGUGCACCCUCUCAUGGCAUGUGCACCCUCUCAUGGUAUGUGCACCCUCUCAUGGCAUGUGCACCCUCUCAUGGCAUGUGCACCCUCUCAUGGCAUGUGCACCCUCUCAUGGCAUGUGCACCCUCUCAUGGCAUGUGCACCCUCUCAUGGCAUGUGCACCCUCUCAUGGCAUGUGCACCCUCUCAUGGCAUGUGCACCCUCUCAUGGCAUGUGCACCCUCUCAUGGCAUGUGCACCCUCUCAUGGCAUGUGCACCCUCUCAUGGCAUGUGCACCCUCUCAUGGCAUGUGCACCCUCUCAUGGCAUGUGCACCCUCUCAUGGCAUGUGCACCCUCUCAUGGCAUGUGCACCCUCUCAUGGCAUGUGCACCCUCUCAUGGCAUGUGCACCCUCUCAUGGCAUGUGCACCCUCUCAUGGCAUGUGCACCCUCUCAUGGCAUGGUCGAAAGCAGUGGCAAGGGAGGGGUCAGAGGAGGUGGCUGAUGGCAGCGGGGAGGAGGAGAGCUGCAGGGGGGGAGAGCAGAGGGGCGGCAAGGCAAGCAGCAAGGCGGCAGGGAGGGAGGGAGGGGUCCCUGUGAAGAGGCAUCGCAAGGCGUCCACCUACAACCUCUUCAUCCGGGAUGAGAUGAUGCGCCUGCGCGCGGGCAACCCGGACAUGGACCACCGCGAGGCCUUCAAGGAGGCCGCCAGGCGGUGGGGCAGUGCAGCAGAGAACGUGCGCGGCUCACAUGCGCUGGCAGCAGCAGCCAGGGCCAGGGCGCUGCUGCUCUACCCCAUGCACGCGCCCCUCAUGCACGCGCCCCCCAUGCACGCGCCCCCCAUGCACGC
This is a messenger RNA of Closterium sp. Naga37s-1, 3812 nucleotides long. NCBI's taxonomy places the organism in Eukaryota, Viridiplantae, Streptophyta, Zygnematophyceae, Desmidiales, Closteriaceae. The record is from the annotation of a GenBank genome assembly.